ACACCGCUCGCCGCUCGGUUACAAUUUACUACUAUUUCGUUGGCCAAACAACAGUAAAAAAGAGUCCACGACUUUCAUGCUACAAUCAACUAAGUUUGAUCGAGUAUUCUCCUUCAUUUCACUCUCCUUCAACCACUUCUCUGGAACUUUCACAGACCUUCUUUGACUCCAUUCCUCCUUUAACUCUCAAUUAAUACCGUCAACUUGCCAUUAUCCUUCAAUUGAAUCUCCAUUGUCAAGCAAAUUAAAGCUCAAUCAUCAAGAUAUCCUAAACCUCAUCUUUUCUCUACGAAACCCAAGAUGUAUCCAAGUCUUAAUGAGAGAGAAAAACAUAGAAAACUCUUGAUUUAUCUAGGGUUUUUGUUAUUGAUAUGGGUUUCUUCAAUUGAAUCCAGAUUCGUUGUUGAAAAGAACAGUUUAAGGGUUACUUCACCUGAUGAAAUCAAGGGUACUUAUGAUAGUGCUAUUGGCAAUUUUGGGAUUCCUCAAUAUGGUGGUAGUAUGGCUGGAACUGUUAUUUAUCCUAAGGAUAAUAGGAAAGGUUGCAAAGAUUUCAGUGAUUCUGGCAUUUCCUUCAAGAAGAAGCCUGGUCAAUUACCCACCUUUGUUUUGCUCGAUCGUGGAGAUUGCUUUUUUGCUUUGAAGGUGUGGAAUUCUCAGCAAGCUGGCGCAGCUGCUGUCCUUGUUGCCGAUGAUGUUGAUGAAGCAUUGAUAACCAUGGAUACACCUGAAGAAGAUAGUGUAUCUGCAAAAUACAUUGAAAACAUUACCAUACCCUCUGCACUUAUCAAGAAGAGUUUUGGUGAAACACUGAAGAAAUCAUAUAGGAAUGGGGAAAUGGUUAAUGUGAAUCUUGAUUGGAGAGAAGCUGUUCCUCAUCCUGAUGACCGAGUAGAAUAUGAGCUAUGGACAACUAGCAAUGAUGAAUGUGGGGUCAAAUGUGAGAUGUUGAUGGGAUUUAUGAAGGAAUUUAAAGGUGCUGCUCAGAUCCUUGAAAAGGGUGGUUAUACACAAUUUACACCACAUUAUAUCACAUGGUACUGUCCUCAGGCUUUCACAAUAAGCAAACAGUGCAAAUCCCAGUGCAUCAAUCAUGGAAGAUACUGUGCUCCGGAUCCUGAGCAAGAUUUCAGUAGAGGGUAUGAAGGAAAGGAUGUGGUGAUUGAGAACUUGAGGCAAUUGUGUGUCUUUAAAGUCACAAAUGAGACAAGAAAGCCUUGGUUAUGGUGGGAUUACGUCACUGAUUUCCAGAUAAGGUGUCCCAUGAAAGAUAAGAAAUAUAACAAGGAUUGUGCUGAGGGGGUGAUUAAAUCAUUGGGACUGGAUUUGAAGAAGAUUGAGAAGUGCAUGGGAGACCUGGAAGCUGAUGAAGAUAAUCCUGUCCUUAAAGAAGAGCAGGAGGCACAGAUUGGCAAGGGAUCAAGAGGUGACGUAACCAUAUUGCCCACACUUGUUGUCAACAAUCAUCAAUACCGAGGGAAGUUGGAGAAAGGAGCUGUAUUGAAGGCUGUUUGUUCUGGUUUUGAGGAAACUACUGAACCUGCUGUGUGCUUAAGUGAUGAUGUUCAAACAAAUGAGUGUUUAGAUAACAACGGUGGAUGUUGGCAAGACAAAGCUGCUAAUGUUACUGCUUGCAAGGACACUUUCCGUGGAAGAGUAUGUGAAUGCCCCCUUGUCAACGGUGUGCAGUUUUCAGGGGAUGGCUACAGUUCAUGCAAACCAAAUGGACCUGGUAAAUGCAAGAUGAACAAUGGAGGCUGUUGGCAUGAAACUCGUCAUGGGCAGACAUUUACAGCUUGUGUGGACCAUGAGGAUACCUGUAAAUGUCCUCCAGGGUUCAAGGGUGAUGGUGUGAAUAGCUGUGAAGACAUUGAUGAAUGCAGCGAGAAAACAGCCUGUCAGUGCGCAGAAUGUAACUGUAAGAAUACAUGGGGUAGCUAUGAAUGUACAUGCAGCGGCGAUCUGUUGUAUAUGAAGGAUGUUGAUACCUGCAUAAGCAAAUCGGCCUCCCAGGCAAAGUCUACGUGGACUGCUGUAUGGCUUAGUUUCAUAGGUUUGGGUGUAGCUGCUGCUGGUGCUUAUGUCUUUUACAAGUACCGGAUCAGGCAAUACAUGGACUCGGAAAUAAGAGCUAUAAUGGCUCAAUACAUGCCACUGGACAGCCAGACAGAAAUCCCUAAUCACUCAAAUGAUGAUCAUGCAUGAGAACGAGCUCCACCGUAAAAUCUGAUAAAAGGGGGAUGAGGCUUAUUUAUUUGGGCUUUCCCUAUCAUCAUCCUGUGGAUUUGAGUGUACACCACCUGUUUGUAAAUUAUGCCCAGAUAAUAAGUUUUCCAUAGGAUUUUUUGUGUUUCCAGAUAUUUAUUUGUACUCUAACAUGUAGUCUUGUAUUAGGGGUAAGUUGCUGACUGCACUGCAUUUGACGAACAUCUAAUUUGGGCUUAUGAUUAACCUGUAUUAUACCCAUAUGGGAAUUGAUUUUACCAAGCACUAACCAAAAACAUUCAAGUAGCUUGUAAGAGAUGGACAUCUCUCGGUGAGAUGAUCUCAAAAUAAGAAAUUAAUAUUAGUAUUAUUAGGUUAUAUAAAUCAUAUAUGAGGUGCGUCUUACUGUGAGAUAAUCUCGUAUAAGAAUUUGUGAAAACUUUCUGAAUGCUCAAGUCAUUAUGAUACCCACAAAAUUUGAGUUUUUGAAUUU
Messenger RNA from Amaranthus tricolor (Joseph's coat), 2698 nucleotides. RefSeq names its product vacuolar-sorting receptor 4-like. Bases 301 to 2205 code for a protein of 634 amino acids. Gene Ontology annotation, molecular function: calcium ion binding. The transcript has 12 exons. The record is from RefSeq and is a predicted model, not a curated record. NCBI's taxonomy places the organism in Eukaryota, Viridiplantae, Streptophyta, Magnoliopsida, Caryophyllales, Amaranthaceae.